Boeremia exigua is the source of this 3347-nucleotide messenger RNA. Its product is annotated as glycosyl hydrolase family 47-domain-containing protein. Gene Ontology annotation, molecular function: mannosyl-oligosaccharide 1,2-alpha-mannosidase activity; calcium ion binding. Gene Ontology annotation, cellular component: membrane; endoplasmic reticulum. The record is from RefSeq and is a predicted model, not a curated record. The transcript has 3 exons. Gene Ontology annotation, biological process: carbohydrate metabolic process; endoplasmic reticulum mannose trimming; mannose trimming involved in glycoprotein ERAD pathway. Lineage: Eukaryota; Fungi; Ascomycota; Dothideomycetes; Pleosporales; Didymellaceae. The coding region runs from base 43 to 3147 and encodes 1034 amino acids.
CACCACGCGCCGCCAUGUCGCUGCACCGAGACGCGCUUGGGCAUGCGACCGACUGCGCGGAUGAAGCUGCCGAAGCUGCCAUGCCUGCCGCUGUGUCUCCUGCUGGGCCUCGUCGCCUGCGCGGCGGCUAUGAGCGAUGAGGCCCUGGCGGACCUGCGACAAGAGACGCGCGACAUCUUCUACCAUGGCUUCGACGGCUACAUGCAGCACGCCUUCCCCGAGGACGAGCUGCGCCCGCUCUCCUGCGCCCCGCUGACCCGCGACCGCGCCAACCCGGCCCACAUCGAGGUCAACGACGUGCUGGGCAACUACUCCCUGACCCUGGUCGACAGCCUGUCCACGCUGGCCAUACUGGCCUCGACGCCCCCGCCGCACCGCCACGGCCGCCACCCGCGCCGCCGCAACCGCGCCCUCGACGACUUCCAGGCCGGCGUGCGCUCCCUGGUGGAGCUGUACGGGGACGGCACUGCGGGCCCGGCCGGCCAGGGCACCCGCGCGCGCGCCUUCGACCUCGACAGCAAGGUUCAGGUCUUCGAGACGACCAUCCGCGGUGUCGGCGGCCUGCUGAGCGCCCACCAGUUCGCCGUUGGCGACCUGCCCAUCCGCGGCUACAGCCCCCACGAGGAGGUGCGAGGGGGAACAACGGGCGUCUUCUGGGGGGAUGGUUUUGUCUACGACGGCCAACUACUCCGCCUGGCCGCCGACCUCGCCAACCGCCUGCUGCCCGCCUUCCACACGCCCACCGGCCUGCCCUACCCGCGCGUGAACCUGCGCCAUGGCGUGCCCUUCUACGCCAACUCGCCCCUCAACAUGGACCCCGACGGCCAGUGCAGCAAGGACCCGAACGACAAGCGCGCUGAGAUCACCGAGACCUGCAGCGCCGGCGCCGGCAGUCUGGUGCUGGAGUUCACCACCCUCAGCCGCCUGACCGGCGACCCCGUGUACGAGCGCGUCGCAAAGGCCGCCUUCUGGGCCGUCUGGCACCGCCGCAGCAGCAUUGGCCUGCUGGGCGCUGGAAUCGACGCCGAGACCGGCCAGUGGGUGUCGCCGUACACGGGCAUUGGCGCCGGCAUCGACAGCUUCUUCGAGUACGCCCUGAAGACGCACAUCCUGCUCUCCGGCCUGCCCUACGACCCCGCCAAUGCGAGCGUCGACUCGCCCGACGCCUUCCUCCUCGCCUGGGAGGACGCCCACGAUGCCAUCAAGCGCCAGGUCUACCGCGGCGCCCAGCACCAGCACCCGCACUACCCCCAGGUCGACCUCUACACCGGCGCCCUGCGCGCAUUCUGGAUCGACAGCCUGAGCGCCUUCUACCAGGGCCUGCUCGCCAUGGCCGGCUACAUUGACGAGGCCAUCGAGACCCAUCUGCUGUAUACCGCCCUGUGGACCCGCUACUCGGCCAUGCCGGAGCGCUGGUCGACUGCGACGGGGAACAUCGAGCACGGCCUGCGCUGGUGGGGCGGCCGGCCGGAAUUCAUCGAGUCUACCUGGUAUCUCUACCACACCACCAAGGACCCCUGGUACCUGCACGUCGGCGAGAUGACCCUCCGCGACAUCAAGCGGCGCUGUUGGACCAAGUGCGGCUGGGCCGGCCUACAGGACAUCCGCACCGGCGAGCUGAGCGACCGCAUGGAGAGCUUCUUCCUCGGCGAGACUGCAAAGUACCUCUUCCUGCUGUUCGAUCCCUCGCACCCGCUGAAUACCUGGGACGCGCCGUACGUCUUCACCACCGAAGGCCAUCCCCUGAUCAUCCCCAAGCGUCUGCGCCCAGCAAAGGUCAGGCAGGAUCAUCCUCUCCCCGAGUGGCAGCCAGCCCCGGCGACGUGUCCCCUGCCGCCGGCCAUCCUCCCGUUUAGCAUCUCCGCCACAGCCGCGCGCCCGGACGUCUUCCACGCCGCCAGUCUCGCCCGUCUGCACCUCAUGCCGACGAUUGAAACGCUCGAGUCGCCGCUGAUCGAGUUCAACGCGGCCCACCCCAGCAUCUCCAUGGCCGACGUGCGCUCGCCCUCCAACUACACCUACUUCCCCUGGACUCUGCCUAUCGAGUACAUCCCGAAAAACGCCACCAGCGCGCCCCUCGCCGUCCGCACAACCUUCGACCUCUCCUUCCCCGCCAUGCCCAACGUCCCGCAGGUCGGCACCAUGCAGCGCCUCUCCGACGGCAUUCUGGUGAAUUCCAUGAGCGGCCUGCGCCUGGGCAUGGUGCGCGAGCACGACGCGUCCGUCUCGCUCGACGAGCACUUCCGCAUCUACGCCAUCUCCAACGUCGCCCUCGGCCGCGACGAAAAGGUGUUCCUGUCCCGCGCCACCAUCGACGCCUUCAACCCGCUCGACCCCUACUUCACCCGCACCCGCGACCCGCACACGCUCGACCUCGUCGUCGACGUGCCCCCCGCGGCCCCGCCCACCCUCGACGCGCUCCUCGACGCCGCCCUCGACGCCGCGAACCUCUCGGAUGCGGAUCUCGCCGACGCCCUGGAUGAGCUCGACACCGAUGCCGCAGACCGCCCAUCCUACCUCUCCCACCUCCUCGCCUCGCUGCAAAACCUCCUCGCCACGCCCUCCCCCGCCCCCGCCCCCGCGCGCGAAACAACCCGCCUCGCGCUCCCCGCCACCCUGCCCACCGGCCCCGGCGCCGCCCCGCUGCCCGACACCCCCGACCCCGGCUCUGUCCACAGCGCAACUGACCCGCUGCCGUGGAGCACUGUGUUCGUCGUCGCGGGCGAUCUGUGCAGUGAACGUCUUCCCGUGGAGGUGGCGCGGGGGUACCAGGUGCUGGUUGUGAGGCGCGGGGGGUGUAGUUUCAGCGCCAAGCUACGCAAUAUCCCGCUCUUCGCGCCGGGGAAGGAUGCACUGAAGGUUGUUGUUGUCGUCAGUCCGGCGGUUGACGAAGGCGGAGGCGAGGGCGGAGGUGGCGGUGGAGGCGAAGGCAAAAGCGAAGACCCCCCGCUCGUCCAGCCCCUCCUCGACGAACCCCAGCUCUCCCCCGCCGGCCUGCUGCGCCCCCACGCCCUGGCCAUGGUCAUGGUCGGCGGCGGGGAAGGAACGAUAAGUUUGUUGAGGAAGGAAGGGGUCAGGGUGGGGGUCAGGCGGAGGUGGGGGGUCGAGUGUCAGGGGGUGCGGAUUGGGAAUUUGAUUGUGGUGUGAUUCGGGAUUGAGGAAUGGGAUUGGGAUUGUGGGGAUGGGACUGUAGAAAUGUAGAAUUACAGCUAUAGAAAUACGACCAUAGAACUACGACUAUAGAGCUACGACUGUGGAAAUACAACUGUAAAAAAACUACCACAGCUAUACCAAUAGCCAUAUCCUGCAGCAGGAAAGGUCUUACUUGCAAAAGCUUUUCUAGGGGC